Nerophis lumbriciformis (worm pipefish) is the source of this 4996-nucleotide messenger RNA. RefSeq names its product sialidase-3-like. Lineage: Eukaryota; Metazoa; Chordata; Actinopteri; Syngnathiformes; Syngnathidae. Gene Ontology annotation, cellular component: cytoplasm; membrane; intracellular membrane-bounded organelle. Gene Ontology annotation, molecular function: exo-alpha-sialidase activity. Gene Ontology annotation, biological process: ganglioside catabolic process; oligosaccharide catabolic process. The record is from RefSeq and is a predicted model, not a curated record.
GAAUGGGUGUUAUUUGUUGUGUUAUUUGUUGUGUUUUCCCCUACUGAAUAAGUCCUCGCGUCUUACUAGAAUGCACUUGGCAACACAACGACACCGAUAAUACUAACGAGUACCUUCGUGACCUGUAAAGUAAAAGCCAGUCCGACGUUUGAGAGAAAGCCGCCAAACGAACACGGAAGUGAGUAGGAAGCAGUUCUCUCUUCCGCGUCUUCAUCUCUUGUGUCCUUAGUGUCAAGAUCGCCGCAGCUCUACGGCCACAUAUUAUAAUUAGACAGUGCAUCGGUCACGACGAGCUCAAGGUUGACAAAUGUGACGAGUGACUAGUGAAGGAGCUGCUGGUGCAUCAUGGGAAACGCACCAUCUAAAGCUGACUGUGGAGAUGAGCCACCAAAGACAACUUUAUUUGAAAAGGAGCCAGAUGGCAUCACCUACAGAAUCCCCGCUCUCAUCCAUCUGAGGCACAGUGGUACCUUCCUUGCCUUUGCAGAGAAAAGAUCUUCUCCUCGUGACAAUGAUGCCAAACUUAUUGUCAUGAGAAGAGGGGUGCAGAAUGCUGACGGAUCUGUUCAGUGGCUGUCGAGCGAGGAGCUGUCAACAGCAUGCCUGCCGCUCCACCGCACCAUGAAUCCUUGCCCAGUGUUUGAGAAAAACACCAGCACCUUGUUUUUAUUCUUCGUCUGCAUCCUGGGCCACACCACUGAGCACAGGCAGAUCAUCACAGGUAAGAACAAAACGCGCCUUUGCUACGUCAGCAGCGGUGACGACGGCCGCACCUGGAGCGAGGCCAAGGACGUCACGGAGAGCGUGAUCGGACAAGAUAUCGACAAGUGGGCCACGUUUGCGGUCGGCCCCGGUCACGGCGUCCAACUGGAGAACGGGAGGUUGAUCAUCCCAGCGUACGCCUACUACAUUCCGUAUAGGUGCUUCUCCUUCCCUGUUCCUCACACCGUCAGCCCACGAGCGCUGACCAUCUACAGCGCAGACUUUGGCAAGACUUGGCACAUUGGCAAGAUGCUGCGCAAGAAGUCAUGCGAGUGCGAGAUGGCGGAGAUCAUCGAUCACGAGGGCAGAAGUCACCUCUACUGCAACGCUCGCAACUUCGGAGGCCACCGACGCGAAGCGCUGAGCGAAAACAGCGGCGUCUGCUUUGACAAACCCCGCACGGCCCGAGAGCUGGUGGAGCAGCCAAGAGGCUGUCAAGGGAGCGUCGUCGGCUUCCCCGCGCCGGAGUUCAUCCCCUGCGAGGACGCAGAGAACAAAGCGUGUGACACGUUGUGCCCGGACACCCAAACAUGGCUCCUCUUCAUGCACCCCACCAGCAAGCGCACUAGGCGGGACAUGGGCGUCUACCUGAACCGAUCCCCCCUGCACUCCAGGGGGUGGGACCGACCCACGAUCCUCCACUGCGGGCCCAGCGGGUACUCAGACCUGGCCUACGACCCGGACAAAGACCAGUUCUCGUGCCUGAUGGAAUGCGGAAAGGAAAGCGAACUGGAGCAGAUUGCGUUUGUGUCGUUCACGCUCAAAGAUGUCAUGCAGACAAACAGGAAAAACAACAACAAAAUGUACUGAAUAACAUAUCCCAGCAUGAAAGAGGCAAGGCUAACAUCUCUGUGUUUACUAGUGUUCCUCUCAUGCAUGCAGGAUGUUUACUUCUUUACUUCAGCUAAGGGUCUCUUCAAAUGGUGGCCAGGGGCAUGUCUAUUUUUAGAAUACUGAUAUUACUUUUAUUAAAGUAGUACAACUAUUUAGAUAGGGGUUGUUAUGACAGUGUGAAGACAAACAAACACAUGGAAUUGAAUUAGGCUUCGUUACAUAGAAAUAUGAUCAGAGUUUGAUUCUAGCCGGGGCGACGCAUUUAUUAAUAGACGGAUCAGGUCACAUGGUGCAGGAACACUGCCGUUAAGUUGAAAACAUAAAUACAUUUUUGUAUUGUACAUUUUUUUAAUAGACGCUGUAAAAAAUUACAUUGACACAUUUUAAACAUGCACAUAGAAAGGUAAAGUAUAUUUUGUGUAUUUAAUGUCAGUUUUUAGAUUUUCCCCUCACGUCCAUCUUUUUCAGUGACGUUUCAUUGAUCUAUUUUUUUGGGUCGUCAUUUUUCAUUUUGACUUCCUCGUUUUCAUUUCACAUUGAAAGUGAAAGAGAAUGACAUUGAACAACAACAACAAAAUCGAAUAGCUCUUACUGAAAAAAGGUGUACAUUAAAGUGAUUGUUUUUUGCAACUUGCAACUGCCAAAAAUCAUCAGCUGACCACAAAAAAAAUCUCCUUGUGCUUCUGUGUGACACAUACGAGCGUAGUUUACAUGCUCAAAGCCAGAAGAGGGCGGGAUAUAAUGCUCAUAACACUUUUUAAAUUCAAACAGUGAGGGUUGCAAACUGUCACUUUAAGUGGAAAUCCGUAAAACCGACAUUUAAAAAAAACCACCUCAAACUAUAAAAAAAAUACUUAUUUCUUUAAUGCCCAUGUUUAAUUUUUCUGUGCCAAUACAUCUACGUAUAUCUAGAUCUUUUGUUUCAAUGUCAACAUUUAUUUUCAAUGCGAAAACUAAAUGGCUGUAUUUUAAACAUGCGUGUGUCAAACAAUCGUAUGUAGACCCUGGGGCCGACCCUGUCUAAAAUUGGGGCCCAAGCAGAAUUUUAUUUAGAGUCCCCCUUACAUCUUUCACACUUUACAUGUUAACUAUUUUCAUACUUUUUUUUAAUGGAUAUUGACAUGUUUUGUACUAAAACAAAUUUAUGGGAAAUCAAUAGUUCAGUAAUUAAUUUUUUGGUGCCAAAUAACAGAAUUUGCAAACCUUCUUGAAGUGACUACAGCCAGGCUUUGAACCCAGGACAACUAUUUUACAAGACCAACACUAAUGCUGUGCACUACAGGGGACAGUGACAAUCAGUGACGGUGCAGGAAGGGGCUAGGAAUUUGUUUAAAAUUAAAUUUGAACGGAUGGCGUGGCCCUACGCACAGCGUGUAAUCUCCGUAUAAGGAGGCUAUAGACUAUUAAAUAUGGUUUAGAUAUGGUACAUUAGAUGUCCAUGGCAAUGAAAUAAGGAAAACAAACUCUGUAUGUACCAAACAAAUACCAAUCUUAAUUUAAACCAAUGAGGGUAAGAGUGCCAACUAAAUGUACUAUUUGAACGUUGAGUUAUUAUUGUUUACUUUUGUGUUGAUCCUUGUGUGGUAGCUUAGGCUUGCACUUGCUGCAUGGCAGUGAGAGCAUGCCGAUGUGUGCUUUUUUUUUGCCAUACUUAAUGAAUAUUUAUUUAAUUUUCAUUGAUAUCCAUGAGAGGACACCCAGCCACUAUUUGAGGAUAUACCAAAGUGAGGAGUGAAAGGACUAAUUUAAAGCAUGCUGCUGCAUCAUUAACCAGCUUAGUGUGUUCGUGUGUAGCAUGCUUGACAAGUGCUCCUUACCACUCCCUUCAUCUGCUCUUUUUUUAUCGUGUCAGAUGUUUUUCCAACAUCUUUUUCUUUCUCUUUAAUCAAAAAGGGUAUCAUGUCUUCCUUUGCACCAUAUUUUCUCUAAUGCCAAAUGUGACACAAUCAUUAUACCGGCGAAUAGAACCGAUUGUUGUCUAUUUGCCACAGCCAAAUAGUCAAUGAGGGGCCAAAUAUCCAUCCAUCCAUCCAUCAUCUUCCGCUUAUCCGAGGUCGGGUCGCGGGGGCAGCAGCUUAAGCAGGGAAGCCCAGACUUCCCUCUCCCCAGCCACUUCGUCCAGCUCCUCCCGGGGGAUCCCGAGGCGUUCCCAGGCCAGCCGGGAGAGAUAGUCUUCCCAGCGUGUCCUGGGUCUUCCCCAUGGCCUCCUACCAGUCGGACGUGCCCGAAACACCUUCCUAGGGAGGCGCUCGGGUGGCAUUCUGACCAGAUGCCCGAACCACCUCAUCUGGCUCCUCUCGAUGUGGAGGAGCAGCGGCUUUACUUUGAGCUCCCCCCGAAUGACAGAGCUUCUCACCCUAUCUCUAAGGGAGAGCCCCGCCACUCGGCGGAGGAAACUCAUUUCGGCCGCUUGUACCCGUGAUCUUGUCCUUUCGGUCAUGACCCAAAGCUCAUGACCAUAGGUGAGGAUGGGAACGUAGAUCGACCGGUAAAUCGAGAGCUUUGCCUUCCGGCUCAGCUCCUUCUUCACCACAACGGAUCGAUACAGCGUCCGCAUUACUGAAGAUGCCGCACCGAUCCGCCUGUCGAUCUCACGAUCCACUCUUCCCCCACUCGUGAGGGCCAAUGAGGGGCCAAAUAUAAAAAAAAUAAUAUUAAUACUUGUGCUUAAGAUGUACCUUUUCAUGUAAGCCUAUUAGCAGGUAAUACUUAUGUCACAAUAGUGUUCUGGGAAAUCACAAAAUGUUUUGAGGAUUAAGCAUUUUCCCGCAAAAUGAGGGAAUCAGUUUUAAAAUUGCAAAACUACAAAGCCUACGAUGAACUGUUUUUGUAGUGAACAAUGCCUAUUUUGCCAAAGGCCAUAUUAUUUUCAAGAAAUGUAACAGAGUCUUUUUCAAGCAAACCCAAUACAUUAUGGAGAUUUUCUACUUUUGGGCAAUAUCCUACUAAAUUCCGAUGAGCUAAGGAGAAUGGUUAUUUGAUUUUUAGUAUUUUUUAACAUUUGCCUAAAGUGGUUCUUCAACCAUGUCAAUAUUGUUUUGUUGUUGCAUUACUUUUUUGUAGAAAAUAAAAGUAAUAUCAUCCUUUUUUAAAAACUCUCCAAUGUGUACAAGUACAAUUACAUCUAGCUAAAUAAAAUUAUAUUGUACGACAGAGAACUCCUAUAUAUUUUUUUUCCUGACCCCAGACUGAGCACCCUCAUAGGAGCUGAGUCUGGGAUCAACUCUUAAACUUUUUUUUUUUUUUUUUUACUCAUCCCAUCCCAACGCCUGCGUGACGACAAAUCAGCGUUUCUGUUCUGUCACCUUGUACAACGUGUCUGCUCUUGAACGGGUUUGUGCUGAAAAUGAUAUUUUGUUUCACUUGUGAAAUGGCAUUAAAGUUCCUUCCUAAAUAAUAA